Messenger RNA from Suillus fuscotomentosus, 1569 nucleotides. RefSeq lists its product as uncharacterized. Bases 165 to 1361 code for a protein of 398 amino acids. NCBI's taxonomy places the organism in Eukaryota, Fungi, Basidiomycota, Agaricomycetes, Boletales, Suillaceae. The record is from RefSeq and is a predicted model, not a curated record. The transcript has 7 exons.
GAAAAGUAUCAUAUGCAAUACGCUGCAGCAAGCCUGGAUUUGGGUCGGUCCUUCUAGUCCUGACUCCUGGUCAUCAUCCCAACUUGACAACUGCCAGUCCCACCGAACGCGUGAUACAAUCCCUACUACUUCAACUCACCUUUCGGCAUCGAACUCGGGACACAAUGUUGGGCCGGCAGUCUCACGACAAGUUACCGCGCAGCCAGUUGACGACGACGUUAGUGCUGUCGGCCUCCAAAUAUAUCUUCCUGGUCUUGCUAUUGAUUAAUCUUCGGUCUCUACCGUUUGCCUGGCACAUUCGCGUGUUCCUACCAGUUCUGCGACUCCGUCUCCAGUACUACCUCCUACGACUUCGCAUCUUGUUCAAGUCCAAAGAGCUUAAGGCAAAGAUCCUUGCCGACUGGGGCGAAGGUUUAUGCCCAGUUGGCACAAACCCCUUCGAGCUCGUGACCAUUCAUCAUGGCUGGACGAGCGUGGACGACGCCGAUUACAAUGGACACCUCAGCAAUUCCAGUUACGCGAAGGCCCUUGAUGCAGCCCGUUUGAAACUGGUUCUGAAGGCUUUCCCUGCUUUCGCAAGGAGUGGCGGGUGGAUGGCUCUGGGUUCUACUCACUUUCAUUUCAUUCGAGAAAUACCGUUCUUGAGGAGCUAUGAAAUAAGACUUUCCAUCGGGGCAUGGGACCAUAAAUGGAUGUUCGUUAUUGCUCGCUACGUCUCUUCCACAAAGAAGAAGCACAGUAAUGCCACCCAUAAACUACAUGUGGACGGAUCAGGUCAGCAACUGGGGACUAAUAAUGAUAGCACCAGACCAUCAAAGACACUGACAACAUCGAGUGACUUUCCUCGGAUUUUGCUGAGCACGCCUGCGGAAGACUUGGCCACCCCUGCAACCCCCGGCAAUACGACUGAGGCGGACUACAACCUUCAAGCUGAAAAGACGAAAAAAGAAAUAGAAGCUUUGGCUGCCGCACAGUCAAACAUACCUGAGCCCGACGGUGCCGUACUUCACUGUGUGGCGAUCUCAUACAUUUGCUUCAAGCACGGCCGCAUCACAGUGCCUCCUAGCGUUAUUCUCCCAUGCGAAGGAUUCUCGAAACCUCCCAGUACUGCUUCUGCCGCGCCGUUCUCGUCGACGAACCCUCCACCUCACUGGAAGAAGGCCCAAGCAUUGCGCGUCGCUCCAUCAGGUAGUAUACCUGCAUUUGCGAAAUUUCUGAAAGGAGGCUGGCGCGAUGUGCCUGAAGACGAGAGGUGGUGGGAAGAUGCGUUGGAUGGGCCGAUAGAAGAGCAACGAAAAGCGAAUCUCGAAGUCCUUGAUUCCGUUAGGAGAGGGAUGGAAGGGGCGAGAUCCAUUGGUUAGUUACUGAAAAAAAAUCCUAUAUUAUUGAAGCUAGUUCGACAUUCACUAAAUCAACGUAACUCACACUUCGUCUGGACUCAACCCUGUUGUUGGGCAUGGCUAUAAGGCUUUUUUCUCAUUAGUCAAGGCAACCUCACUUACAUACGGAUCGUUCCCGCCGAGUACAUGAGCCUUUUUCCAAUUUAUUGUUGGCCCAAUUCGAGAUCAG